This is a messenger RNA of Frankliniella occidentalis (western flower thrips), 8944 nucleotides long. RefSeq lists its product as uncharacterized. Gene Ontology annotation, cellular component: nucleus. Bases 372 to 7952 code for a protein of 2526 amino acids. The transcript is spliced from 8 exons. Gene Ontology annotation, molecular function: RNA polymerase II cis-regulatory region sequence-specific DNA binding; zinc ion binding; DNA-binding transcription factor activity, RNA polymerase II-specific. The record is from RefSeq and is a predicted model, not a curated record. Lineage: Eukaryota; Metazoa; Arthropoda; Insecta; Thysanoptera; Thripidae. Gene Ontology annotation, biological process: regulation of DNA-templated transcription.
GCCGUGCAGAAAAUCUAAACAACACCGAUGGAUCUGGAUUGAGGCAACUUAUCUAAUUUUCCGUCUUGAUUGACAUGGUUUAACAGUGUUGUGUUCAUCGUUGCGUGUACAAAAAGCCAACAAGUUCGUGUAUUUUAAAGAAUUUCACCAUGGACCCUUUAUAAAAAUGUUAUUUCGGUGAAGAUAAAUUUCAAUCCAAUUGAGAGGAUGAUCUAUUCAAGUUAUGAAGUGAUGCUGUCUCACAUCCGUAUGGAAAUACGGCUAGAUUGCAUUCCCAUUGCUCUAUGAAGACUGCUUAUGCAUCCAUAAUCCGGAUACGGGAGGCACUAGAGCUGCCAUUUUAUGAAUAAAUUAAAGAAGACCCAACUAAUAUGUCUGGUGAAAAAACUUUGAUUUCAAAAGACGAUAUGAGUGCAAAUGAAGAUGAAACCGUUCCUGGUGAGGAUCUCGACUAUCAAGAUGUUUCAUUUUCUGAGAGUACCUCUGUCUCUGGUGACAAAAUGGAUGAUUUAGAGGGUAAUUCUGUUAGUUCAAGUAAAACUAUUUCUGUUCUGGAUGGUUCCUCGACUGACGCAGCCAGAGUUGGUGUCUCAGUGAUUGCAAGCACAGCAGAUGCCGAAGCUUAUUUAUUCUCUGAGGCUAAUCAGGGUGGGAUCAUUGAUUCUGGGAAUGAACUGGGUAGUCCACAGUCAUCCUCAUUUGCUGGUGAAAUUUCGGAGCAAAAGUAUAUUUUAAGUUCUGAAACGUCCCAAGAUGAAAUUUCAACUAUUCAAGAUGUGAAAUAUGAAGAGAAAGGAGCUAUCCUUGACCAUGCUGGGGAAGCUAAUGAGAUGGAAUUGAAUCAGCAAGUCACUCAAAUGGGGGUAAUUGGGGACACUGAUGGAACAGAUGAUUUUGAACAAAGUGGGGAAGUUAGCCGGGCUGACUUUACAAACAAAACUGGUGAGGUGAUUGAAACUGAAGAAAUAGGUGAAGAAGUAUUUUAUGAAAGUCAAGUCGCAGAUGAGAGUCACAUUGUCAGUGAUAUGCUGGAUAUCAAAGAAAGCCAGAGAGUUGUUGAUAAUUCAGAAAUGGCUAAGAUUCACAUGGCUGACACAUCUCAAGAAAUCAAUGAAACUCAAGAAGUUGAGCAAGAUCAAGAAAUUAACGAUUCUGAAGCAAUUGACAACACUCAAUUAGUUUAUGAAAUUCAAGAAGGCGAUGUUAGUCAAGGUGAGGAUGAACUUCAGGAAGGUGAUGAACUUCAAGAAGGUGGUGAAUUUCAAGAAGGGGACGAAGUCCAAGAAGGUGAUGAAGUUCAAGAAGGAGAUGGAGUUCAUGAAGGAGAUGAAUAUCAAGAAGGCGAAUUUGAAGAAGGAGAUGAAUUUCAGGAAGGGGAAGAAGUUCAAGAAGGGGAAGAAGUUCCAGAAGGUCAAGAAGUUCAAGAAGGGGAAGAAAUUCAAGAAGAGGAAGAAAUUCAAGAAGGGGAAGAAAUUCAAGAAGGGGAAGAAGUUCAAGAAGAGGAUGAAAUUCAUGAGGGUGAGGAAGUUCUUGAAAGUGAAGAAGUUCAUGAAGGUGACGAAAUCCAGGAAGGCGAUGAGUUUCAGGAUGAUGGUGAGUUUCAAGAAGGUAAUUCGAGUCAAGAGGAGGUUGGACUUCAAAGAGGUGAUGUUAGUCAAGAAGAAGAUGAUAGUCAAGGUGCUGGUGACAGUCAAGAUGUUCUUAAAAGUGAAGAGGUUGUUGGCAUUGAACGUGAAGCAGUUGAUUAUGAUCAGGGAUCCAAUGAAGGAAUGGAAAUCGAUGAAAGGCAUAAUGUUGUCGAAACAAUGGAAAUUGAUGAAAGACAAGAUCGUGAGGAAACCAUGGAAAUUGAUGAAAGCCAGGAUGGUGAUGAAAGUCAGGAUGCUGAAGAAAAUCUUGAAAUUGAUGAAAGUCAUGAAGUGGGUGAAACCCUAGAAAUUGAUGAAAGUCAUCAAGAUGGCAGUUCUCAGCAAGUUGAAUCCUCUGAAAUUCCCAAACAAGAGUCCACUGUGCAAGAUAACAGUGGUACUCAUAUUUCUCAUGAUACUGCUGUUGCUGUGGUUUAUAAAUCAAACACUGAAAGUCCAUCUGACAACAUUGUUCCGAAAGAGAUAGCAGCAGAUUCUGAAGGCAACGGCAGUGCUCUAGAGGAAGCUGUGAGUGAAAGGACUAGUGUAGUUUCUCUUGAUGAAUGUCAGAGGAGUGCUGCAAAUGGUGAGGAAGGUGCUGGAAUUUUGAAUGUAGAUAAUGUAAAUGAAGUUCAAGCUGAACUAUCUGAGAUGUCUACAAGACAGCUUCCAGAGAAUGCCAACACCGAUCAAACGUCAACUGAAGAUAGGUCAGAAAAUGGAACUUUAGGUGGUGGGGAGGAGGAAGAGGAAAACGACAUGGUGGAAGAUGGUGAUGAUAUGGGUGAAGGUGAUACAGAGGAUGAUGGUGACGAAGAAGAUUUUGAGGAUGGUGAUGACAUUGGUGAUGAAGUAGAGGUGGAAAUAGAGGACUGUUCUGACCCUGAAAUGGAAUCUGAAGGUGGUGUGACAUAUAUCAUUAGUGAAGGGAUGAUUGUUGUGGAAGAAAAUGACAACUCUGAAGUAUUCUCAGCUGAUCAAACUGGCGUGUCUCCUGAAGAAGAACGUGUUCAAUGUGACGAUCAAAUUGGAAGCAUGCAGAAGACUACUCGAAUCAUUAUUAAAAUGCCUGCAUCAAAAAACAACACUACUGAAGAGGGAACAGAAUCUGAAACCAUCUGCAACAAGGCACCAGAUCAAGAAGCCGAUUCUUCAGAUGUAGCAAAAUCUUCAAAUGAAAACCGCAUUUCAUCUGAAGAAUCUCUCCUUUCGGUUUCAGAAAAGAAGUUAGAAACAGGUGACAAUCUGAAAGCAAGUAGUACCUUGGUGGCUGUUGAGAAAGUUUCAGUUGGUGCAUCUGUAUCACGCAUAGAAAAGGACCAAGUAUUAAAAACUGCCAGUGUUCAAUUAGUCGAUUGUGUCUUACCUACAGCUGCUAAGAGUAUUGCAUCAAGCUCUGGAGAGAAAUUGAUGAAAUCUGAAAAAACAAAUAAGUCAAAUGUUGGCCCAACUACUCGUUCUGAUGAAUUAACAGAUUCCAAUAUUUCAGUUGCUUCUAAGACAUCAAAAUCUGAUAAUCUGACAGGCAUUACUACCUCAGUGGCUGAAGAUGUGGCCUUAAGUGAAUCAGGUAAAGAGCAUGUUAAAGCAUCUACAAGACAACUCAAAUCUGAACCAGAACCACUUAAUUUGAAUCAUGAAAAGUCCACAAAGACUGAAAAUACUGAAGGAGACAGAACAAUAACAGAGUCAAAGCAGACAUCUUCUGCCAAGAACAAGCAAGGGGAGAAGACAUCAUCAAAAAGUGCUGUGUCCUCUAAGAACAAGAAUCAAGGAAAGGUUUCCAAGGUAAUUGGUGGUAAUAAAGUUGAGAAAGGUCAAGCUGAGCCAUCGAAGGAAAGACAGACCACUGGGGGCAGGGAUGCUGUAAAACAUGCUGCAGUCCACUCGCACAAUGCUCCAAAGCACAAAAGCAGUAAAAACAAUACUGAUGAAAAGACACCUGUUUCAACGAAAACUGCUAAACAAGAUACUCCUAAGGAUGAGCGACUUUCCAAAGUGGACUCAAUCAAGAAGCAGUUGGAAUCUAAAGAUCUGUCGCGCUCAACCCAUACUGAGGUUCAGCACAGCACUAAAGGUUCUGCCUCUUCCAAGCAGCCUGGUGCUUCUAGCCAUCGAACACGGUCCAAUUCUACUUCUACAAAGGAUUCUUCUGUUAAAGAAAAAGAUAAAAGAGGGUCUUCCAAAGAUGAAGCUACUGAGAAGAAACCUCAAUCAGCUGAGGAGAUGUCAACCCCUAAUAAGACGAAUUCUGAAACCAAGGUCGCCCUACGAAGCAGCAGAUCUCGUAAAUCACAAGCAGAUCAUGCCACUUCAAGUCAGGCUCAGGAACCUGUAAAGAAAGACAAAGCUAAGGCUGCUACUGAAACCCCUACAAGACCUCGUCAAAGUGAGAGAGUAUCAAAGGCGACAGAAAAAGCAAUCGCCUCUGGUCUUAUUUCAAGAAGAUCUAAAACACUUGCUCCUGAGAAUAGUAGCUCUGAAACUAAUGAGAAGUCCUCCGAAAAUAAUUCUGAAGAUCAGUCUGCAUCUCGAAGAAGCAAACGCAAAGCUGAUUUAUCACCACCUGUCAGUAAAGAGGAAACUCCUUUGAGUAAACGUAGAACAACGAGAAGUGGAGAUGCCCAGAUAUCAGAUGAAACAACUCUCACACCUUCUCAAUCUGUGAGGUCUGCGCGUAAAAGUAAAAAUUUGAAGAGGAAAGCAUCAAGCACUGAGUUGCCUCCUGCAAAGCAUCCUCAUACAGAAGAGACAGCACCUAGAGACAAAGAUCUAGAAGAAUUUGUGGCCAAUAUUUCCAAAAUGUGCCGUAUAUGUGGAACAAAGAAUGACAAUCUUUUGAAUGUCUUUGGGCCUGAGGGGCUCACUAUACAACUCUCACAUAAAAUUCAUAACAUUCUCCCAAUUAAAAUACGAGCAGAGGAGCCAUUACCUUCAGGAGUCUGUCAUCCUUGUGUUGUAACUUUAAUGGCUUGUGAGAAGCUUGUAGAGAAGUGCACUAGCAUUGACAAACGUCUUCGUAUGCAUUUUAACUGCCCCUCAGAAAAAUUGCAGAAAGAUAAAACUACUCAGUUUGAAGUAGCUACUUCUCAACCACCCAUAUGUGACAGAACAGAAAAAGUUGUCUCAGUAGUGGUGUCAGAAGUAACCGAAAAGCCUGGAGAUAUGUCUUCAAAAUCAACUGAAAUUUCUGAAAAAUCUAAUGAGCUGAUUUCCAAAUCUUCUGAGUCACCUACAACAUCUACUGAGUUGCCUCUAGAACCAAUUGAAGUACCUGUGAAAUCUACUGAAGCAUCAAUUACUGCUGUAGAAAAACCACUUCCCUCACAGAAGCAUGUACAACCUACCAGGACUUCGUCAAGGGUUUCAGCUAAAGACAAGCAAUUAAAAAAGGUUAAGAAACCAUCACAUGAGCCAUCAAAGCCAACAACCCGAUCAACCAAAGAAAUGGCAUCUACUGCUAAAUCUCGUUCUGUACCAAAUACUGACUCUGAAGAUGCCCCACCUGUCCUCGAAGCUGAGCCCCCUCAGUCGGUAGGAGCAUCAAAUCAAGAGCCAUUAGCUCAGCCUCCAAUACUUAUCCCUCAGCCUGGCAAGCCUCUGCCUGGUUUGGUUCCUAUCCCUGCAGAUGAUCCUUCUAGUGCAAAGAGGUUUGGUAAUACCUAUAGAGCACGUAUGAAACCUGGGCAGUGGGAAAAAAUUGAAAGAGGCCUGGAAGCUAUCCAUGGAGAAGCGCCUGAGGAUGAGCAGGAUGAAGCCUCAUGUGAUGUCAAGCCGCUCACUGGUGCUCAGGCAGAAGAGUUUCACAUUGUUGAUCUUGACAUGAAUAUGGAAGAUGUGCAACCUGGAUCAGGACCGGCUGGUGGACAGUCAGGGAUGGAAUCCAUUCAUUUAGAAAUACCAUCUGACACUGCAGAUGAAGAGAAUGCUGCUCAACAAGCUAGUCCAAAGAGUGUCGUUGAUAGCAUUCUUGUCGAUUGGAGUGGGGAUGAGGAGGAUGUUACUCCUGUGCAGAAAGGCACUGCUGUUAGUUCUGGGCGACGAGUAACUGCUGCAGCAAGUGGGAAAGAUAAUAUCAAUGGUACAUCCCAGAAGAUCCAAGCCCUUCCUGUACCCUGUCUUUUUGCAGAUGAUGAGGGUGUCGAAAGUUCAUCACAAGUCAAAUCAAAACCUACUCCCAUCACCAUUAAAGAAGAGUCAUUCUGGCCGGAACCAGCUCCAGGCACCUCAGCAUCAACUACAGAGGUUCCAGCUAGUGAUGUUCCAUGGAAGUGCUUUGUGUGUGGAAAGCGUGGAAAAUCUCUACCUAAAUUCCUUGAGCACAAAAAGUUGCACUUGAAUGAUAGAAAGUUGGUUAGUUGUCCUAAAUGUAGUGAAAGUUUCAGCAAUGCUGGUCUUCUGAAGAAUCACAUGAAGGCUUUUCAUGGAGAUGAUGAUGAUGAUGAUGUGGUUGAGCAACAACCAAGAAUUACGCGGCGAAGGGGUAGACAGGAUGACGCAGUUGUGGAUGUUGACUUCUCUCCUGCAUCAGAUGGCCUUUACCAUUGCAGUUUAUGUCAAAGUGCAUUUACAAACAUUGAAAGCUUAUGCCAACAUAAAAUUACUCACCAGAAAACUGAAGUUGAUGCUUUCAAGUGCAAUGUUUGUGGGAAAAUCUUUCAUCGGUACAAUGAAUACCAACAUCAUUUGACAACCCAUCAGCCUGGAGCACAGAACAUCAAUUUGUUCCAAUGUGGAAAGUGUGAUAUGAAAAUGGCAAAUCAAAAAGAGUUUAUUGAACACAUUAAUUCCCAUACAACUGAGCAAACCAGCUUCACUUGUGAUCAGUGUGACAAGAUUUUUGACACAAAGCAUAAACUGAGGAGUCACAGAAGCACUGCUCACAAGUCUACAGCAUAUGCCUGUCAUUUAUGUGACAAAGUUUGUCAAAAGAGAAUAACACUGAUUGAGCACUUACGUAAACAUACAGGAGACAAUCCAUUUGCAUGUCCUGUCUGUAAUAAGAGAUUCAAUCGCCUAGCAAACUACAAGGCACACAUGACAAUCCAUGAAAAUGCUCGACGUUAUGAGUGUCCAUAUUGUGGAAAGCGCUUUAACCGCCAAAGCAUUCAGCAACGCCACAUUAAGACCCACACCACAGAACAAUCAAGAAAGCAUCGCUGCAGAGUUUGUAAUCUAACAUUUGGUUUGGCUACUGAAAUGUUUACUCACAGAAAACUUCACACUAGAGAUGAAGUUGAGCGUGCUACUUGGGAGGAUGAAAAACAGCGUUUGGCUCUCACUAGCUUCUCAUGUAAGGUUUGUCAAAUGCCAUUCAAUACAGUUGAAGAGGUCCUUAGACACAUGCCUUCGCACACAGAUGAAGAGAGAGAUAUUGCUGCCAAGCUUAUCAAUCCUAAACUUGAAUGUGACAUUUGUGGUAAAGUUCUGAACAGCAAAAGAACAUUCAAUGCCCACCGUUCCUCCCACAUUGAUGGGAAACCUUUUGUGUGCAAAAUCUGUUCCAAAGGAUAUGCUACUUCCACUGGUCUCAAUUAUCACAUGCUGUCUCACACAGGAGAAAGACCAUUCCCUUGUACUUUCUGUCAUAAGGGAUACAAAAAUAGUACAGACCUAAAAGUUCACAUGCGCCAGCACACAGGUGAAUUCCCUUACAAAUGUAACAAGUGCAACAAAGCUUUCCGGUCGGCUUCAAGUUUACAGAAACACGGGUUUGUCCAUUCAGAAGUCAGACCUUUUAAAUGUAGAUUUUGUAAUAUGUCAUUUAAAAGGGAGACAACAAAGCAUAAUCAUGAAAGAAUCCACACAAAUGAUCGACGUUACAAGUGCAAAGUUUGUUCAAGAACCUUUAUACAGAAGGGUGCUUGCGAUGCACAUGAAAAGUUGCACUUCAGAGGAGGCACACAGGUGUUCUUAAAUGUGAGUGAAGGCUUAACAGCCCAGAGACAUGGAGAUAAUUCAGAGAACUCUCAAGAAAUGACUGCAUCAACAAGCUCCAAAGCUGAGAAACAUGAUCUCUUUGAGGAUUUUGAAGAGGAAGAAUUUGAAGAGGAUGAUGACGAUGAAGAUGAGUACAUAAUUUAUGAGGAUGAAGAUGGUAUUGAUGAUGAGGAAAGAGAGGAAGAAGAAAUGUUCAUUGACACAGAUAACUCUCAGAAUUCUAUUAAAACAACUGUGAUCAAUGUACCAUUUGAUGAACCAUCCAAAUCCAGCAAUGGAGUGGUGGGUUUGCCAUCAGCUAACAUAACACCCAUACCUGUUGCAGUGUCUGGUGAUCUAAUUCCAAGCAUUGGCGACAGUUCUGUUCACAUUACACUUCUUUAAUUUUAAUAAUUGACACCUUUUUUCUCUAUGAUGUAUGAUUUUGACGUGAAGGUUACUUGUGUUCAAUUUUGUUUACUGAAAAUUUUUAAGUUACCUCUUAAAAAGGUAACUUAAUAGACGGUAACAUACCUUUUAGUUCUGCUGGAAAGUCCUAUAUAAGUGUGUAUGUGUGUGCGUGUGUGUGUGCAGUUUAUCUGAUGUUAAUCAUUAAUAGUGCAUUUUUAGUGAUUUGUGGUAUACUUUUUCAUUGAUGUAGUGGUUUACAUGAUUUAUUGUAAAAUUUAUCAAAUCAAAGAUCAAUGCUUAAUCUUAAUUAAUGAUUGUUAUUGUUUAGGGUUGUAGUCAAUGUAAAAGUGUGGAGUCAUAGCUGUAUAAUUUUAAUUUUCAUCUAUUUUAUAGAAGAUAUAUAAAAGAAUGUUCCAAGAAUCUUUCUUGUAUGGCAGAUGCUUCCCCAGUGUUGCAUCUUUCCUUUUUAAAUCCGUAGACUACCCCUGACUGCCAUAUUUAUGAGUGAAUAUGGAACAUGGGGUCCUCAAUUAAGUGAGUGUUUACCUUUUGAAUUUGUAAUUUUUCUCUUGCUGUUAUAAUUAGUGGAAUAUGUAAUUUAUCUCUGCUACUUACAGUAUUGUAAGUAUUUGCCCCACAUUCACUAAAAACAGUGAUGUACUUGACAAGUUAAAGGUUACUCACUGUCCACUAGUUUUUUUACAUAGCUGUGAAAUAAAUGUAGUGUUUUUCAACUGACUGUUUUCUUUUCUUUUUUUUUGUGUUUGUACAUAGUCAACUUUUUUUUAUGCAAUUUAAAGAAAAUCAAAGAAUAUAAUUUUGAAAUAGCAGAUAUAUAUAAUUGGUUAUCAACAUGUAAUUUUUGUGCAAUAUGCCAGCUAAAAGCUAGCUUAGGUAUAGUCUUACUUUACCUUAGAAGUUGAAUGUCCUUUGCACUGUCUAAAGCUUUUCCCUCUUCAGACAAAAAUAAACUUUACUUAGAUUUA